This is a messenger RNA of Fragaria vesca subsp. vesca, 1429 nucleotides long. Its product is annotated as syntaxin-22-like. Gene Ontology annotation, molecular function: SNAP receptor activity; SNARE binding. Gene Ontology annotation, cellular component: SNARE complex; membrane; endomembrane system. The transcript is spliced from 7 exons. The coding region runs from base 200 to 1078 and encodes 292 amino acids. The record is from RefSeq and is a predicted model, not a curated record. Lineage: Eukaryota; Viridiplantae; Streptophyta; Magnoliopsida; Rosales; Rosaceae. Gene Ontology annotation, biological process: intracellular protein transport; vesicle fusion; vesicle-mediated transport.
GACUAGUGAUUUGAAGUGCAGGUGAAUUUGUUGUGAAGUAGAAGAGAGAAAGCGUGGCUUUGCAGACCAAAAUACAAUUCACAACUCACGGUCUCACGCCACGCUUCCUUCCAAACCGACGAAACUUCUUCACGACUUAUCAAAACCCAAAUUCCUCUCUCCUUUCUGUCUGGUUUGUUGAAGCAGCUCCCAAAAGAAUAUGAGUUUUCGGGAUCUGGAGUCUGGUCUGCCUUCGGCGCAGCAACAAAGACAAUCCCUUUACUUGAAGAAUUCGAAUUCGAAUUCCAAGUCGAAUUAUUAUGAGAAGAACAAGGAGGAGGCGGAGCAGGAGCCGUCGCGGGCGGUGGCCGCUGGGAUAUUCCAAUAUCAAACCGCCGUCGCCUCCUUUUACCGCCUCGUCAAUUCCCUCGGCACACCUAAAGACACCCUUCUACUCCGUGAUAACCUGCAUAAGACAAGGACACAUAUUCAGCAGUUGGGGAAAGACAUCCAUGCUAAACUUAGGGAAGCUAGUGACAUUGAUCACAAUGCCCAAGUUAGCGUUGUGAAGAAGAUUGCUGAUGCUAAGCUGACAAAGAAUUUCCAGGCGGCUCUUAAAGAUUUUCAGAAAGCUCAGAGGCUUGCUGCUGAAAGGGAGACCUCAUAUGCUCCUUUUGUUCCCAAACAACAUGUCCCUUCCAGUUAUUCUCCCCAAGAACAAGAGAUGAGUUCAGCCAGGAGUUCCCAGCAGCAAGCACUAGUUCUAGAAGAAAGACAAGAAGUUUUGCUAUCAGAUAAUGAGAUUGCAUUCAAUGAAGCCAUUAUUGAGGAAAGGGAGCAAGGGAUCCAAGAAAUUCAGCAACAGAUCAGUGAGGUUAAUGAGAUUUUCAAAGAUCUAGCUGUCCUAGUUCAAGAUCAAGGAGCUCUAAUUGAUGAUUUUAGUUCCAACAUUGAAAACUCUCAUUCUGCAACUGCACAAGCAGCUUCCCAACUUUUGAAAGCAUCCAAGCUCCAAAAAUCAAAUUCAUCCCUGACCUGUUUGCUGCUGGUGAUAUUCGGAAUAAUCCUCAUGAUUGUCAUUAUAGUUGUUGUUGCUUGAGCAAUGCAUUUCUAUGCUCGGUGAAUAAUCAUACGAGUCCUUGGUGGUGUUUCCUUACAAGAGCUCUUGCUGUACAACAAUUUCAACUUGAUUUUGUGCUUCACCCACAUGGAUGUGUCCUCUUGUGUAAAUACAGAUAGGAUGCUUGUUAUAAUAAUCUUCAGUUUGUAGUUGGGUCUACAACCCGCAAAGAAAAACUACAGCAUACACCAAAUUCAUUACCCAUUUGUAUCAAAGCUUAUGGUAUUUUACAGAUAUUGGGAUAAGAGUGGAACACUGUUGUUGGAUGCUUUGUGUACUUGCUAUUUCAACACCGAACCCAAUUGUUGAAAAAUUAGAUUUCUUGUUAAU